Messenger RNA from Lethenteron reissneri (Far Eastern brook lamprey), 5265 nucleotides. It is a transcript of the gene SLC6A1, whose product is annotated as solute carrier family 6 member 1. Gene Ontology annotation, cellular component: plasma membrane. The record is from RefSeq and is a predicted model, not a curated record. Gene Ontology annotation, biological process: nitrogen compound transport; neurotransmitter transport; sodium ion transmembrane transport. NCBI's taxonomy places the organism in Eukaryota, Metazoa, Chordata, Hyperoartia, Petromyzontiformes, Petromyzontidae. Gene Ontology annotation, molecular function: gamma-aminobutyric acid:sodium:chloride symporter activity.
CCGGUUAACCCAAGAGAAACCAGGAACAAAAGCAACCUUCAAGGCAUCAGUUGAAGCACCGCUAAGAUGAGAGCGCCGCUGUGAUUACAUUUUUUUGUCCCACCCAUCCUCAAACUCCGCUUUAGUGAGCGAGAUUUGUUGAGCUUAAACGAAGGCGACCUCAAGAUGCCAAACACCGUUUCAGACGCGGAGGGCUACGCUGCGGUUGAGAUUGGAGCUGGGUCCCAACUCAACAGCCGCGAGAGGAUUCUACCAAAUCUGGAGCGAGUCGAUGACACCAGCAGCCAUGCUCCCGUGGCCAAGAAGAAACAGUUCCCGGAGCGAGGUGCUUGGAAGGGAAGGUUUGACUUCCUUCUGUCGUGCGUGGGCUACGCCGUCGGCUUGGGCAACGUGUGGCGCUUUCCGUACUUGUGUGGAAAGAAUGGUGGAGGGGCGUUUCUGAUCCCGUACUUCCUGACGCUGGUGUUUGCUGGAAUUCCGCUCUUCCUGCUGGAGACUUCCCUUGGGCAGUACACCUCCGUAGGCGGCCUGGGAGUCUGGAAGCUGGCUCCCAUGUUUAAAGGAGUUGGGCUUGCUUCAGUCGUGAUCUCAUUCUACCUCAACAUCUACUACAUCGUCAUCAUCUCUUGGGCCAUCUACUACCUCUACCAUUCCUUCACCUCUGUGCUGCCAUGGCAAGACUGCAAUAACCCGUGGAACACAGAUAAAUGUUUCUCGAAUUACAGCAUCCUUGACACCACCAACCUCACAAGCACCGUUGUGGAGUUCUGGGAGCGGAACAUGCACCAGUUGUCCAGUGGCUUGGAUGAGCCAGGUGAAGUGAGAGGUCCUCUGGCCGUCACUCUCGCCAUCUCCUGGGUCUUGGUCUACUUCUGCAUUUGGAAGGGAGUUGAGUGGACUGGCAAGGUCGUGUACUUCUCGGCCACGUACCCGUACGUCAUGCUGAUUGUGCUGUUCUUCCGUGGAAUCACCCUGCCGGGCGCCAAAGAGGGCAUCCUGUUUUACAUCACACCAGACUUCCGCAAGCUCACAGACUCCGUGGUCUGGCUGGAUGCUGCGACGCAGAUAUUUUUUUCCUACGGCCUUGGCCUUGGUUCUCUGGUCGCUCUUGGCAGCUACAACCCCUUCCACAACAACGUUUACAAGGACUCCAUCAUUGUGUGCUGCAUCAACUCGGUCACCAGCGUCUUCGCUGGAUUCGUCAUCUUCUCCAUCGUGGGUUUCAUGUCUCACAUCACAAAGAAGCCUGUGAAGGAGCUGGCCGCAUCGGGUCCAGGCCUUGCCUUCCUGGCUUAUCCACAGGCUGUCACCCAACUUCCCAUAUCGCCUCUCUGGUCGAUUCUUUUUUUCUCCAUGCUUCUCAUGCUUGGACUGGACAGUCAGUUUUGCACGGUGGAAGGCUUCGUCACAGCCCUAUCUGAUGAAUAUCCUCAGUACCUCCGUGGGCAUAAGGAAAUUUUCAUCGCCGUCAUUUGCGUUAUCUCCUACAUCAUCGGACUCGCCAACAUCACACAGGGCGGGCUGUAUGUCUUCAAGAUGUUUGACUAUUACUCGGCAAGUGGGAUGAGCCUGCUCUUCCUUGUCUUCUUUGAAACGAUAGCCAUAUCUUGGUGUUACGGUGUUGACAGGUUCAACGACAACAUUUGCGAGAUGAUUGGGCACAAGGUCCACAAAUGGUGGAAUAUUUGCUGGGUCUUCUUCACUCCACUCGUGGUCGUGGGCGUGUUCAUGUUCAGCGUCGUGGAGAUGACUCCGCUGACGUUGGGCAGCUACACGUACCCGAUGUGGGGUCAGGGCAUGGGUUGGUUCAUGGCGUUGUCGUCCAUGCUCCUCAUCCCUGGAUACAUGGUCUACCUCUUCUUGAUCAGCAAGGGAACUCUGCGACAGCGAUGGCACCAAAUGUCCAGAGUUCAAGUCACCAAGCGCCAAGACAAUGGAGGAGAAUGCUAUGAAAAUGAAGUCACGUUCUGAGCGCUCGUCAACACAUUUAUUGAUAUACGUUCAAAAUUUGAUGUGCAUUUGGUUCAGACCGAGAAUGUGGUCUCCUUUCAUUGUGUUGUAUAACUGAAGCCCUUGUGAUGUGUACUAUGUUUGAGCAUAGAGCUUCUCAAUUCAGUAUGCACAGUGUGUUUUGGCAAGAGGCAGCAUUUAAUUUACAAAAUAUACUGAAGAAGCAAUGUUAGCCCCUGUAAUACCCCCCAGGCGAAAUUGAAUUGUAGCCAUGGGUAGCAUAAGCAAUAUUAAAAAAUGCACCACGUUCCUCAUCAACACUGCCUUAUGAAGGAAAUAUGCUAGAGUAGAGCUGGACUAUCACAUUAUUUAAGGCAUACAUUACUUUACUGAUCAUUGGUAAAAUUUCUUAACUAAUUGGAUAACACGAAAACAUUUGAGGUGGUGUGUCACGAUGGGGGCGUGGCUUCCAGGGGGUUUCCUGCUUUCACAAGCAGGAUGUGGAGGGUGACCAGCGUUUUUAAAAGUGCCCAAGUAAUCGAUGACAAAAUAGUAGUCAACUUAUUUUUUAAUCCGAUUAAACUGUCCCAGCUCUAUGCCAUUGUAAGCUAUAAUUCCACCAAUGGCAUGUUAGAUUGCGAUGUACUUUUCUGGUAGAAUGCUGUGUUAAUAACAAAGGUAAAGUAACGAACACUUUUUUUCCUUUGUGCUUGUGCACCGCUGCAAAGCAGUCAGUGUAUUUAAUUUUCCCAUUCUCCUAAUACCAACACGAGGAAUUUUGGCUAUCAUCCCCUAGCAGAACCCUCCUUUAAAUUAGUCUUGAGAUUCCAUGAUAGUGGGAUAAACAAAUCCAUUAUGAUUAACGGCAAAUGUGAGUGAUCUGAUUCCAGUGCCCACAACCAAUUCAAUGUCAAUUUGAUGGUUCAUAUUGCCUGUGAUAGUCUGUAUUACUGCAGUAACUUUAGCAAUAUAAAAUUUGACUAGUUCUAUAUAUUCCAUAUUUUAAUAUAAAUUAUUAAGAAAAUUGUAUUAGCAAGAUGUAUAGUUUCUUUAAAUGCAUAUUUAUGCCAGUGAUAGCUAUUGGAAUGUAUUGUACCUGACUUUGAAUGUAUAUGACAAAUUUGUGACGUUCAAAUCUCCGUGUUACUCGGCCACCAUCGAUUACCAAGUACAAUUAACUGACACGUGCAGUAGUGGAAAAUUACAGGGUGCAUCAUGCACUGUCAGUCGUGGCACUUUAAUGAAUGUUUACGCGGAUUCAAAUAAUAUUCAAUUCUGGCCUGGAAUUAACCGGGCAGGGAAGUGUUGUAUCGAUGAUGAGUUACGUGUGACCUACGAACAAAAUAGAACAUUUUCAACAUGCUAUGGGGUUUUUAGAAAUAUUUAAACUCUCUUUCCAUUGCUACUUUUGUGUUUUUAAUGAGUUGAGACCUGCUGCUUCAGCGGUAAAGCGAGUGGCUCACAUUUGGAAGGUUCCGGAUUCAAAUCCUGGUUGGAGCUUGACUCAGCCCCAUCGUUCCCCUCGCUGGGGUCAAUAAAAUAAGUAAAACAAAUUUUUGGGAGGGGGGGGGUCAACAGUGUUUGUGCUAUGGAUAUACUUGCCCUGGUCAUAUGAAUGUGGAAUUUCCACCACUGCUUCAGGGCUGUCAAUGGGAGAUGAGCACCAAUCCAAUGCUCAUUUGAGCAGGACAUCACGGAGACUGUUUUGAGAGGCAAUAUGUUUGUAAACUGAAAGGUUAAUCUCGGGAACAACCUCAUUUUACUUUUUUGUAAUCAGUGCCGGAUUAAGCUAGUACGGGGCCUGUAGCAUAUGUUAUAAAGGGGCCCUAAAAAGACGUAAAUAUUAAAACACAAAUGUUUUACUUGUAUAGUAAAGCAAUUGUAUUUUUUCAUUUGCCAUACAGCCAGAUAAUACGAUAAAUCGCUAACCUUAAACACCCAGUCGUUCAUAAAAGUUGAAGGCAGUAUAGUACUAUAGUAAUAGAGCAAGUGCAGAAUCACUAAACUGGAAUUGAUAGCUUGAAAGCAUUUAGCGCGGGGCCCUUGAAAGUGCGUGGCCCGUAGCUACUACAUAUGUAGCUACUACAUGUGUAGUAGCUACUACUGUGUUCUACACACACGGUCCCCUGGACGAGGGCCAGCACACGCCAUGGGUGGGUCUGGUGGGGAGGGCAUUUGACCAUUCUUCACCAUCGCCGGUCCACUCCAGUGCAAGUUGAUGAUGGGGGCAGUGCAUUUGGCAAACUGUAAUUCUUCCCACGACACUUAUGUAGUUUAACACGUAGGCUUUCGCGACCAAUAUCAUCCAUAAAUUUUUUUUUGGGGGGGGGGGGUUAGAUCUCGUAAAUAUAUAAAUGUGUCGUUAAACCCAUCACCAACACCACCCGACACAGCCAAUUAGUAAGUAUUGUGAAUGUUGUGGGUUUACUCUCCAACACACCGGUGUGCUGUACGAGUAACGAAUUGGCACGUUCUGUUGACGUAACACACCUUACUAAUUGGCUGUGUCGGGUGGUGGCGGGUUUAACGACACAUUUCUAUAUUUACGCGAUCUAACCCGAACAAAACCUGCAUUAUGCACACUCGUGAAAUUGCAAUGAUACAUUUCGUCCGAGAGAUGGUAGCCUCGCCCUUGUGUUAUUUAAGUAGUAACCCACUAAAAAAAAACUCACGGAACGCCUCUCUUUUGAACGUCAUCCACCCUCCACCCCCUCUGUGCGUAACGAAAUCACGGCGAUGCGCACUCAAUUGAACCGUCCGGCGUAAAAACCUGGGAGUGAACCAUUUAAAGAACUGAGAAAGUUUGCCUCGGAAUUUGGGUAAGACACAUCUCCAUAACAAGUCUCCGUCCGUGCGCUUGAAGGUCAUAACCAUGUGAGUAUGUUAAGGCUUCUUCUUGUGUUACUGUUAUUAGCCACUUGUGUUACUGUUAGAGACAGCCCGCGUGUGUUUGGACUGGCUUCAUGCUUUAUGUCGAGGCAAUAGGCGUUUCGUUUAACCCAUUUUGCUUUUAGCAUUUGUGUCCGCUGCUUUCGUGUGUGUAUAUACAAAAUACAACGGAUACAUUUUGAGGAAACAACGUUUAAUUCCCAAGCCUCGUCGCAUGUCCCCUUACAAACCAAUGUGAAUAAACUCAUUUGAACGCACUCCUCUGUAAGAUAUGGAGCUUUCACGAUUUUCGAUCAGCUGUUGAGAAGUUAAAGAGUCAUUAGAAAUCAGUGACAUAUCUCUGAAUGUAUCACCCCUGCGUAUAGCACGCGCACCAUAGCUAGGACACUUGGAAUAAAGUGAUAAAUACAUGUGAACGUCAAUACA